Messenger RNA from Amphimedon queenslandica, 1496 nucleotides. RefSeq lists its product as uncharacterized. NCBI's taxonomy places the organism in Eukaryota, Metazoa, Porifera, Demospongiae, Haplosclerida, Niphatidae. The annotation marks the transcript as partial. The transcript has 8 exons. The record is from RefSeq and is a predicted model, not a curated record.
AUGUUUAACUGGACAAAUCAACCAAUGGUUAAUAACAUGCCAUUGGCUAACCUACUGGUGUCGUCAUCAAUUCUUUUUAGUGGUAGCCUGCCAUCAAAAGCUUUACAAGUCUUUUGCCAUUUGAACAUCAAAGUAAUUUCACUACAAACAUUUUUUCAACACCAAAGACAAUUCCUGCAACCAGCUGUAUCAACAUUAUGGACACGAAAACAAUCACUAUACAUAGCUGAAACAGAACGAAUGGGUAUACCAAUAGUCAUGGGUGGAGAUGGACGUGCAGACAGCCCUGGGUAUUCGGCAAAAAAUGGGAGCUAUACUCCUAUGGAUUUGAAUCGCCAAAUGAUUGUUAGUAUAGAAUUGGUACAGAGCAACAAAGUAUCUGGUAGUCCUAAUAUGGAGAAAGAAGGUCUUAUUAGAACUUUUAAGUUUUUUGAAAAUACUGAAGUAAGAGUUGGUACACUUGUUACUGACAGGCAUUCUGGAAUUGCAAAAUUCAUACGUGAAAAGUAUCCUCAAAUAACCUAUUGUUAUGAUGGGUGGCAUGUUGCUAAAUCUCUCAGAAAAAAAAUUGAGAAAUUAGUGAAAGAGAAAGACUGUGGUAUUGUUGGUGAAUGGCUUAAAAGUAUUGUUAAUCAUUUGUACUGGUCAGCAGUCUCCACACCAAGUGGCAAUAGUGAUGUGAUACUUGCCAAAUGGUUGUCAUUGGACAACCAUAUUCAGAAUAAGCAUUCACAUAGUAGUAAACACUUCAAGAAAUGUUUACAUAGACGAAUAACUAGAUGCAGGAAAUGGCUAAAAAGACAUACAAAACCUAGUGAGAACCUGACAAAGAUUAUAGUGGAUAAAAGGUUUUGUAAUAGUGUGAAGAAGCUAUCUCCAGUUUAUCAGACAUCUAAGGUUGAAGCAUUUCAUAGCGUAGUACUACACUUUGCUCCUAAGUUAGUCUCAUUUUCAUACAAUGGAAUGCUAACUAGGCUAAGGCUUGCUGCUCUGCACUACAAUGAAAACAGUGCGAGACUUCAAAGCAAAACCAAGUCUGGUGAGAAUAGAUUUUCUAUCUCCUAUCCUAAAUAUAAGAAAGGAGGUUAUAUUGUAAGAAAAAUUAUGGAUAAUCCAACGUAUGAUUAUGUUAAAGUACUAUUUCAACUGGCCAUCGAGAACCUAGAAAAAUCUAACAGAGCCACAUCGCUUACAAAUGUAGAGCCAACUCCACUUUGUGCCAAUUAUGAGCACCCAAAUAAGGAAGAUGCAAUUAAGAAACAUCAGAAAAUCAGGAUAUUCAAAUCCUCUGUAAGUUCAAAAAGGAAAUUCUUCUCUAAUCUUUAUUACAACACAGGAUGUUUGAAAGACAUUCACUUCUCUGAUGGCAGCCACGGGAUACAGCAGCUUUUCAUUUAUGUCAUUCAAAACAACUGUCACUACAUCCAAUCCUGCGACUGUGACAUCAGUUGUCAAAAAUUCAAGUAUUUCUUUAAGUUACAUGUCAUAUACUCAAG